AUGCGUUCGGUGCGAGAGAGAGCUGCGGUGCACAAGUUGGUUCAUUCAAAUUCGAGUGGCUACGAAAAGGACAAUGGGGAGGAUAGCGUAAACGAUGUGAUUGAGCGUUUGGUCUCCGUGCCUGAGACCACUCUUUUACUUCUGUCUUGA
Messenger RNA from Pyrenophora tritici-repentis Pt-1C-BFP, 150 nucleotides. The record is from RefSeq and is a predicted model, not a curated record. NCBI's taxonomy places the organism in Eukaryota, Fungi, Ascomycota, Dothideomycetes, Pleosporales, Pleosporaceae.